UAAAUUCAAACAAAAUUGGAAGAUUCCUUCCUUCAUUAUUAGUCAAAGAAAAGAAAAGUCUUUACGUAACCAAUUAUUGAAGACUCUACAAAAGUAUUUUCAGUUUCAAAGUAGUAACUUCAACCAAAACGACGUUGUAAUAGGAACUCCGUAGCAGAAAAGCUUCACCAUUUCUACAUCGCUUUCCGAUAAACAGCAAUUUACGGAGGAUCCGAAUAGAAACACACACAUUUUCGGGUCGACCCGUAAUGGCUGUUACAGUAUCCAAAAAAGCUCCAAAACCGAAAUCCGAUAACCCGACGACGACGGUAAAAAGCGGGGGUAAAAUAUGGUUUUAUUCGCUGCUUCUCACCCUACAGUACGGUGCUCAACCGCUCAUUUCCAAGCGCUUUGUCAGGCGUGAAGUCAUAGUUACUUCAUCUGUUUUGACAUGUGAAGUAGUCAAGGUUAUUUGUGCUCUUAUUCUCAUGGCAAAAGACGGCAGUUUGAAGAAAAUAUACAGGGAGUGGACCUUAGUUGGCUCUUUGACUGCAUCUGGACUGCCUGCUGCUAUCUAUGCACUACAAAACAGCUUAUUGCAGAUCUCAUAUAAAAAUCUUGAUUCACUCACUUUUUCAAUCUUGAACCAGACAAAACUGUUCUUCACAGCCUUGUUUACUUACAUGAUAUUGAGGCAGAAGCAAUCCAUUCAACAAAUUGGGGCUCUUUUCUUGUUAAUCAUGGCAGCAGUCCUUUUAAGUGUUGGUGAAGGAUCCAGCAAAGCUUCCAGUAGAAGUAACCCUGAUGAGAUCUUAUUCUAUGGAAUUGUACCAGUUUUGGUUGCGUCUGUGCUUUCUGGUCUGGCAUCUGCCUUGUGCCAAUGGGCAUCUCAGGUUAAGAAACACUCAUCCUACCUGAUGACUGUUGAGAUGUCCAUUAUUGGGAGUCUUUGCUUGAUAAGUAGUACUUCCAAGUCUCCAGAUGGAGAAGCUAUUAAACAGCAUGGAUUCUUCUAUGGGUGGACUGCAUUAACUUUGGUCCCUGUUAUCUUAAAUGCGGUUGGUGGAAUUCUUGUGGGUCUUGUGACUUCAUAUGCUGGUGGUGUCAGGAAGGGAUUUGUCAUUGUGUCUGCGCUUCUUGUAACUGCUCUGCUCCAGUUCAUGUUUGAUGGAAAACCUCCUUCACCAUACUGCCUUGUGGCACUUCCAUUGGUUAUGGUUAGCAUAAGCGUAUACCAAAAAUAUCCAUAUCGUGUCAAGAAGAAGCAAGUGUGAAUCUUGAAUACGCCAUCUUACAGACUCUUAAGCGUAUUUGCCGACAUUUGGCAAAAUGGACAAUUGGUUUUACUCAUCUAACAGGAAAAGAGUGCUUAGAGUUGACGGGUACCAUUAGAUGAGUUUAACUAUGUCAGAAUUGGGAUAUUGUGUAAUCUGUUACAUAUAUCUGCAUUUGAUGUAUAUGGAUAUGUUCAGCAUGAUUCAGCAUUAAGUACAGGGAAUUGGUGGAUUCCUGACUGGACACUCCUAUAUGUGGAAUCGGUGUUCCUGAGAAAGAUUUAUGGUGCAUUGAUUACCGACUAAUUGUUUGAAGCCGCGAAUUGAAGUUUAGUUGAUUCGGGUGUAAAGAGAAAGAUGCUUUUCUGCUAUAUCAUCUUCUCUUAUUAAACUUCUGUAUAUGUACUUGUUUUCUUUAUUAUUGUCUCUGCAUAUUAUAUUUGCUGUGCUACAAGGGGGCGACGAGUUAAAAAUUGGUGAGCAAAAAGCUGUGUGGAAUGGUUAUCUCUGUCAAUUUCCUUUGUCUCAA
Molecule: messenger RNA, 1782 nt
Organism: Lycium barbarum (goji berry)
Lineage: Eukaryota; Viridiplantae; Streptophyta; Magnoliopsida; Solanales; Solanaceae
Product: UDP-N-acetylglucosamine transporter ROCK1
Exons: 7
Coding region: 249-1253 (334 amino acids)
Biological process (GO): pyrimidine nucleotide-sugar transmembrane transport
Cellular component (GO): Golgi membrane
Molecular function (GO): pyrimidine nucleotide-sugar transmembrane transporter activity
Source: RefSeq, a predicted model, not a curated record